This is a messenger RNA of Cornus florida, 1234 nucleotides long. RefSeq names its product plant cysteine oxidase 3-like. The transcript is spliced from 5 exons. Bases 19 to 852 code for a protein of 277 amino acids. Gene Ontology annotation, molecular function: oxidoreductase activity, acting on single donors with incorporation of molecular oxygen, incorporation of two atoms of oxygen. Lineage: Eukaryota; Viridiplantae; Streptophyta; Magnoliopsida; Cornales; Cornaceae. The record is from RefSeq and is a predicted model, not a curated record.
AAGAAAGCAUCUGUGAACAUGGGGAUAUUUUCACACAGCAAAUCCCUUGUCCCAGUGUGUCAGCGUAUGCAUCGAAGCAUUUUCAAUAUGACGAAGAAGACCUAUCCUUCGUCCUCUUCUUCGGUUCAAGCUCUGUACGACCACUGUAAGAAGACUUUUACGCCCUCGGGAACACCUCCUGCUUCCUCUCAAGCCUUUAACAAGCUCUGUUCUCUAUUGGACGCAAUUGGACCUGCUGAUGUUGGGUUGAAAGAGGAAUACCAAGAGGAUGAUAGAGGUCUUGGCCUUUUUGGACUUAAUGUAUUAAAUAGGGUGGGUCGAUGGGCUCAACCAAUAACCUAUGUGGAUAUACAUGAAUGUGAUAGCUUUACGAUGUGUGUCUUCUGCUUCCCCACUUCUUCAGUUAUUCCACUCCAUGACCAUCCUGGGAUGACUGUUUUCAGCAAAGUUCUCUAUGGCUCAUUGCAUGUAAAAGGCUACGACUGGGUUGAGCCUGUCCGCAUCCAGAAACUUAAUGAACCAGUAAGGUUGGCGAAGUUGGCCGUCGAUAAAGUUCUAACAGCACCAUGUGGGACCUCAGUUUUGUACCCAAAGAGUGGGGGGAAUUUGCAUUGUUUCACAGCAAUCACCCCUUGUGCUGUGCUUGACAUUCUUGCACCCCCUUACCAAGCAGAAGCAGGCAGGAGAUGUACUUACUACCAUGAUUACCCUUAUUCCAGCUUCCCCACAGGAACUGGAGAUGAGACAAGUGAUGGCAAAGAAGAUGACUACGCGUGGCUUGCUGAGAUAGAAACCCCAGAUGAUCUCUACAUGCACCAUGGGACAUACAGGGGCCCAGAUAUUCAAAUAUAGCAUUUAUCGUUGAUGAUUUCGGAUGAGACUUUAUCACAAUCAUAUUGAAUACUGAAGGAUGUUUCUGUCGCAUUUGACUGCAAGCCUUACAUCACAUGAGGCCAUAAAUGCAACUACAAUGCUCUUAGUCUUGCCAUGUGCAUCAAGGUAGAAUCUUCCCUUCUUCCAGUGACAAGAUACUUGCAGCAACGAAAUGCUGUAUACAUGGCACCACAUCAGACUUCUCUAAAGUUACAUGAAUCUCUGCACCUAUAUAACUUGUAAUCUGAACAGCUAAUUUUAUCAAAAUGUGCAGGUUUUGGGAACUUGUUAUGCCUGUAUUUAUAUGUCAUUUAGUUAUUAUAUCAUAUAUGCAUUCAUUUUUCUGUUAAUUACAUAUAAA